Acipenser ruthenus (sterlet) is the source of this 5888-nucleotide messenger RNA. Its product is annotated as protein FAM222B-like. The record is from RefSeq and is a predicted model, not a curated record. Bases 206 to 1924 code for a protein of 572 amino acids. The transcript has 3 exons. Lineage: Eukaryota; Metazoa; Chordata; Actinopteri; Acipenseriformes; Acipenseridae.
UUUUUUUUUCCUCCUCCGGUUGGAACGAGUGCGCAUGCGUCAGAAGUUGCUGCCGCAGACAGCAGCAGCCAGUGAUUUGGCAUCAACAGAAAAAUACGUAGUAAAUUAAUGAACUCUAAUGAUGUUUUAAGGCAUGUCUUUUUCCCAGGUUCAUGGAGAUGUGAGGAGGAGCGAAUGUCCCAUGUUGCAGUAGUGCCUCUGUGAAAUGCUGGCCUGUCUGCCAGGACCAGGUGAACUAUCCUUCCCGCUUCAUUCUCACUCGCAGAUGAACACUGGACUUCAGAAAUGGGACACUACACAGAAGAUGAGAUCUGCACAAUAUCCAACCCCAGCAGAAUUGGAUGCUUAUGCUAAGAAAGUUGCCAACAAUCCACUGACUAUAAAAAUCUUCCCAAACAGCGUCAAAGUACCCCAGAGGAAACACAUUCGCCGGACUGUGAACGGACUAGACACUUCUGGCCAGCGAUACAGUCCUUACCCAUCUCAGGCUAGCACUAAAGCAGGGUUGCUUGCCAUCGUGAAGGUUCCCAUAAAAGGGAUCAUCAAAGACUUUGACGGCAGCCGCACACGCUUGUUACCCGAAGUCAUCAUGAACCCCCCCAGCGGGCCCUACAUGACACCGAGCACUUUAAACCUCCCUCAGACUCAUCCCCACCCACAGGCACUAAUGCGCCCCCAAAUCCUAACGCAGCAACAGAGUUUGCAGCACCAACAGACUUUGCAGCUGCAGCAGCAGCAGCAGCAGCAGCAACAGCAGCAGCAAUCCCAAGGCUUGCGACACCCCCAGACUAUGUCUCAGCCUCCGAAUUUACAACACCCACAGCAGGGCUUGCCCCAAGCUCAGACACUAACCCAUCCACAGCAAAAUCUCCCCCACCCCCACUCCCACACCCAGAAUAUGGGCCACGCCCCUCCAAAUGUGUUACUGCAGCAGCCACCGCUGGGAUUACAUGGGAACAGGAAGAUGCCGGAUGCCGAUGCACCACCUAACGUCACCGUGUCUACCUCAACCAUUCCGCUCUCCAUGGCUGCCAGCCUGCACCAAAACCGAGCGGCCGACCUGAGCAGCAUCGUGCACCAGAUCAACCAGUUCUGCCAGGCCCGGGCUGGCCUCGGCUCUACCUCGGUCUGUGAGGGACAGAUAGCGAACCCCAGCCCCAUCAGCAGGAACCUGCUGAUCCAUGCCAGCUCCCGGGUGUCCACCCACCACAUGCCCACCCCCAUGCCAUCCUGUAUCAUCAACUCCGUUGACCAGGCGGCGACCGCCGCCGCUGCUGCUACAGCCACCGCUGUCCCUCCCACUGCCAUGGCUGCCAUGAACAGAGUGCCCGCCGGCUACCAGAACGACAUGAAGCAGCGCUCCUGGAACCAACACCUGCUGCCCCACCUGCAGCAGAUGUCUGAAAAUGGGCUGGGGCAGCACCCCGGCAAGCACCACCCGAGGGAUCUCCCAGGGGGAUUUCCCUGCAAGACCCUCGGCUACCCCCAAGAGCUGUGUUUGGGCCAGCCCUUUAGCUUGAAACCCCCGGUGGACAAGCCCACGCCUUCCCCACCAGUCAAUGGCAUGCCUGGCGCCAUGCCCUACACGAACGGGCACUACUUUCAACCUGUCUGGAAUAACAUUCUGCCAACGCCAAAUAGUGACAGCUCCGGGUCUCUGGACCUGGCUAUGCCAUUCCAUGGAGGCCCCUCUGGGCCUUCGAUAGACUGCGUCCCGGGGACUCAUUACAGAGCUGGAGCAGGUUCCUCCAACCAGUCUAAUGUGAUGCAGACCAUGGAUUACCUGGGCGGGGACUACCAGCAGCCUUGCUUUAGGGAUCAAAAUCUAGGGAUGAUGGGCAAAAUGCAUAGGCCUCCAAUGAGUAGGGCCCCAGAACCAACUGAUAAUAGAAAUACUCAUCAUCAACAUCCAGGGUACAGAUAAGCUACAGCCAUGUCUACACAAUCUCAAUCUGUUUUGGUCUUAAAAGUUUAUAAUUAGUAGCGUUGUUUUUGUUGUCGAACUUGCAUGUGAUCAAUAUUGCAUUUGCUGAACAGCAGACUGUGAUCUUGGGUGUUUUGUACUGUGCUGUUUGUCAAAAGAUAUGUGGGCAUUUUGUUUUGCGUUCUCCCUGCUCCCCUUGACAAACUAAGGGCAAUAGGUGCUUUUAUAGAACUUGCUUUGCAUUUAUCUUUUAAAUCUGCUUUUACUUGGUUGUAAUAGUGUAAGCAUCCUUGUUUUGAUUUUUAUUUGUUGGUAUGUUGUCAUUUAAUAUUUCCAGUGCUUUCACCAGCUGAGCAGCAACUUCUCUUUGCGGUAUCACCUUGCUAACCUUUUAAUUGUGUUCCCACUCCUGAAUAUACUGAAUACUACUUAUAGAUUAUCUUGUAACUGCACUAUUUUUAAAUAUUUUAUGUUAAAAUUCUUUACUGUUUGUUUUUUUUAAACUCUUGCACUAGUGUAAGAACAUAAUGUUAGUGAUUGUAGUACUACACGUGUGUGUGUAAACACACACACACACACAUACGGACUAGGGCUAAUAGAUUCUGUUUAAUUUAUUAAACGUUUUAACUUUUAAAAAUAAAUAUGGCUUCUGAUUUUUCUGUUUUACCCACACUUUUCUCAGCUGAUAUCUGUUAAGCCAUUUGUGUAUCUCAAUCACAACUGAGAAACGCAUUGAUAGUAAAAUUGAUUUAACAGGUAUCGGUUGAAUUCUUAAUUGAGAAAAGAAGUUGGGGGGGAAAACACCAAAAAUCAUAAGCCCUAUAUAUAAAUAAAUGUAUGAAAACAGUGAAGCAAUGUGACAAAAUACUAGCAUCGAGGGUACGAUAAUGGUCUGUUUUGACUAGAGGGCGAGCAUGAAUUGCAUUAUUUAAAGAAAAGUUAUGCAGUCUUCAAACACUGCUAAAAUCUGUAAUCCUAUCCUGCUUACUGUAUACAAGAGACAAUAACUAGUUAUGUUCACACCAAACUGACUAUUCCAAUUACAGUAUCACGCUAAUUCAAAGAAAGACUCUUUGACAUUUGCAGAAUCCAAUAUUCUGAUAUAUAUAUAUAUAUAUAUAUAUAUAUAUAUAUAUAUAUAUAUAUAUAUAUAUAUAUAUAUAUAUAAAAAAAAUCAUUUUACUAAUAACAAUAGUUUGUACUUGUCUGACUGGCCGCAGUAGGAAAAAAAAGAAGACCAAAAAAUAAACCUAAAAUGUAAGCAAUCUUCUCUUGCAUGCAAGUUGUGAUGAUCUCAAUAAUUAACCGUGUUCUGUUUUCAACCCGAGUUUGAUCUAAUUUCCUGCACUACUAGCAUACACUUGCAUUGUUGUUUGUCUGGGCGCCACAUCCUCUGUGCUAGAUCCAGCACCAGUAGUAGAAGUAGAUAUCGUAUGUACAGGAAGCUUUAUUAUCAUGUGCUUUAACAUUGUUCCCGUACUGCCGCUGAAACUAAGUUUUGCACAGCUUACAUUAUCGAAAUAUGCCCAGACAGGGCUUCGCUUACUGAGAGCUCUCAAAGAUGACUGCUAGUCACGUGAGCAAAAGCAUGCUGGACAUUGGGAGGUGAAUAUCCAGUGGCAAGGAUGCUACGUGACAAAGGGAGAAAGUAGACCACAAAAAAAACUGAGUAGCUGUUAUUUACAGACACCCUGUUAAUAUUUGACCUGCACAUUUUACAACGUUUUUAAACGAUCAAGCUAAAUUAAAAUUGUUGGACUCUUUACUACCGUUUAAACACUGAACUGUUAACACCUCUAAUAUGGACACGCUGUAUGACCCCUGUGACAUGGAUGUUUAAGAACCUAAUCUGCUCAUGAGCUAGUCUUUAAUGGAGAGUGGAACCCACCCUUUUUAUUUAAUAUAAAAUUGGGAAGUGGGUCUAUUUAACAAGUGUCUAAUUCUGUAUAGCUCUUAGAAUCUCAGCUUUGUCAGUCAUUGAAACCUCUUAAGUGAUGUGUAGGUAAUAGAAGCUUAAAUGCUGACGUUUUAUUUGCCUAUGGAAGGCUGGGAUAAUGCAAGCACAACUACUUGCAUUCAUUAGAUUCCAUUAAGUCUUGCUGACCUCCAAACAAAUGGCCACCAGUCAAGUAAAUGCAUGAUUGUUCAUUUCCCAUUUAGAGACCUAAUGGAGGAAAGUAAACUCUGAAGAUGAGAACAAUUGAAGGUAAUAAAUGGAAUUACUGGCAUUUUCUAGUCCAUUAGACAGAGCUGCUUGUACAACUACUGCUACUACUUGAAUCACAAACUCUCACAGAGGGAUAGGGGAAAACACUACUAAUACCAUUACAAUUCUUCCAAGCUUUUUGAAUGUUUACGAAGUCUCUUUAUUUUAUUCAUGUAUCCUUGCCCUUGAUACAAAUGAAGGGUUUAUUGUUAUCUGUGAAAUGUGUUGAUCACAUGCAGGUUUGGGGGUAAAAACAGCAACAUGCAUUGUUUAUUUUAUUGUACACUGGCUUAAAAACUAUACUACUGUAACUUAAGUGUAAUAAUUCUGUAUGAAUGUUGCCUGUUGGUGUGGGUUUGAGUAACGUUGUGUAUGAGUGGACCCACUGGCACCUGCAGUCCAUAUGCCUCUGUCACAGCCCUUAAAAAAAGCCUUAAGUAUUUGCUCCUCGAACUUUCCUUAAACGAGCAUGGUAUAAAAGGAACAAGCGUUUUUUUGGGGUUUUUUUGUGAAGCUAGAGUUGGAUAGAAAUGAUUUAGUUUCUUUAAAUGAAAAAGACUAAAGUAAUAUUUUAUUGUAAUUUAAGUUUUGAUAGAUAUGUGUAGUACUGGGCUGUAACAAAUAUCUUUUCAGGUUUCAAAGCUUCAUUUUUGCAUUUUGUGACUAUUUAUAUUACUUGAUUUGCUUAUUUAAAUUGAUUUUUUUUUGUUUGUUUUUUUGCUAUUGCUGUCUGUCAGGAGAUCCUUUUUAAAAUAGGGACUUACCUGCUGCAGCAGCAUUGGGCAAAAGCCUGUGGCUAUGUCAACAAAGAUGAGAGCGUGAGAUUUGUGCUAAUCUUUUGUAAUAUUGUAAUAAUAAAAUAAAGUUCUAAUUUAUGCUUUGAAGGCAGUGCCAUACAGAUGUCCUAUUUAUGCAUAUGUUAUCUCCUUUAAAAUCUAUUUUAUAUGCAAGCCUGCAGAGAUGAUUCUAAAGCACUAUGUAACAGUAUAGAAAAGUGUUAACUAUCUGGAGAAAAUUUAACAGGGGUUGUGUUUUAAAUAAUUUUACUAGUUGACUAAAAACUGUUAUGUACAUGUUUGCCAUUUGAAAGCUUUGAAGCAUGUGUGUGUUUUUUUUUCUUUUUCUUUUUAAUAUAUAAAGGUUUGUUACAGCCUGAAACAAUAGUUAGACUGACACCUACUUGUUUUCUGCUUAUGAUGUGAAAGAAGUGCCUCCGCUGGACUGAAAACCAUUGUUUGAAAAAGAAAAAAAGAAAAAACUGCUGCAAAGUCCACUGUGGAGGGAGAAAAAUACUUAACUGCUGCUGCUGUGUUUAUUAAACAGAAUUACAGUUAAUAGUAUAUAGCUGCUUCUGAUGUGCUACGGGUAAAUUUUAUUUGUCUGCAGGAGAAAGAAAUAAACCAGUGACGCAGAUUCAUGCGCUGGCAGUUUUUGUAAAAAAAAAAAAAAAAAACAUAAAAAGAAAUAAAACUAACAAUAGACUGCAAAGUUAAUAGCCUUGUUCCAUUGGGGAAGUGGGCCAUUUGCAAACCCUGAAGUGCCCUCGAGCACUUGGCUUGUAAGAGGAGGGAGGGGGUGGGUGGGGUUCAGUGGUCUGUGUAUCUAAGCACAUUCUUUUUAUGUUGUUCUUGAGGUUGUGGAGCUGAUGUAUAUUCAGGUAUGUUGAGAGAGCAUCCACAGACAUGUCCAGGGCAUCAGAAGGUGCUAAUUCUGUUCUGCCAAAUCAAGACUAUUAAAUGAAAUGUUUUCUUCAUACAA